This is a messenger RNA of Tinamus guttatus (white-throated tinamou), 1163 nucleotides long. RefSeq names its product HemK methyltransferase 1, mitochondrial release factors N(5)-glutamine (gene HEMK1). NCBI's taxonomy places the organism in Eukaryota, Metazoa, Chordata, Aves, Tinamiformes, Tinamidae. The record is from RefSeq and is a predicted model, not a curated record. Gene Ontology annotation, molecular function: protein methyltransferase activity; nucleic acid binding. Gene Ontology annotation, biological process: protein methylation. Gene Ontology annotation, cellular component: mitochondrion.
CAGAUGUCCAGUGAGAGGCUCCUGGCUGAUUAGAUCAGCUGCCAGCAAGGAGGGACACCUGUGGAAGGCAGAAGUGACCUUUGCAGCAAUGAGAUUCCUCAGCCACUCGCUGCUCCUGAGGUUCUUGGGUCUCUCAUCCCAGCGUGUGUCAGCAGGGCUGAGGCAAACUCCUGUGCUCAGCCCCAAGCAAUCGUCUCUGAGGGAGAGCUUCAGCACAAGAUCAGGGCUGGUGACUGCUGCUGAGGUGGUCAAAUACUGGCAAAAAGUGUUUGAGGCAAACGGGAUCCCUGAAGCACGUGAAUCCAGUGAAUAUAUCGUGUCCUUUGUCCUGGGAGCAAAAACAUUUCAGAGUUUGAACUCCAGACUCCUAUGCACUCUGCUCACCGCAGUGCAGCAGGAACAGAUCCAGCAGCUGAGCACCAAGCGACUGGAAAGGAUGCCAGUACAAUAUGUUCUUGGUGAGUGGGACUUUCAGGACCUGACUCUGAAGAUGAGGCCCCCGGUAUUUAUUCCUCGACCUGAGACAGAGGAUCUCGUCUCCUUAGUAGUGGAGGAAGGAUGUUGGAAAUAUGAGGAGGGGAAUUCAGGGCUCCUCUGCUCAGCUGCUGUCCCUCGUCCUGUGAUCCUGGAGAUUGGCUGUGGCUCUGGAGCAGUUGCCCUGAGCCUGCUAUGCAGACUGCCCCAGAGCCGGGUGAUAGCUGUGGAUAAAGAGGAAGCUGCUGUGGAUCUCACCAGGGAGAAUGCGCAGAGGCUGCAACUCCAGGACCGGAUCCACAUCCUCCACCAAGAUGUUUCAUCCUGUUCUGCCAAACAGCUGCUGCCUUGGGGCCCUGUAGACUUCGUAGUGAGUAACCCGCCGUAUAUCUUCCAUGAAGACAUGGCAACCCUGGCUCCAGAGAUCCUCGGCUACGAGGACCUUGAUGCGCUGGAUGGAGGAGAUGACGGCAUGAGAGUCAUCACAACAAUUCUGGCUCUGGCUCCUUCUCUCCUGAAGGAUUCAGGGAGUGUGUUUCUGGAAGUUGAUCCCAGACACCCACGGAUGGUGGAUAACUGGCUACAGAGACACCCCGAAUUGUUACUCACUCUUUGUGCUGUCCACGAGGACUUCUGUGGCAAGCCUAGGUUUCUGCACAUCCAAAAACAAGGAAGCCGCUAACUGUACC